Messenger RNA from Parnassius mnemosyne (clouded apollo), 4080 nucleotides. The record is from the annotation of a GenBank genome assembly. NCBI's taxonomy places the organism in Eukaryota, Metazoa, Arthropoda, Insecta, Lepidoptera, Papilionidae.
AUGCACCCGACGGGCGCGGCCAGCCUGCCCGCCGCACCUGAGGCGGAGGUGCAAGCUAUGCACUCGAUGGACUGGCUCUUCAAGAAGGAAAGGAUAUAUCUCCUCGCACAGUUCUGGCAACAGAGAGCUACCCUGGCGGAGAAAGAAGUCACCACACUCAAAGAGCAACUCGCCACUACAAGUCCUACACCUUUACAAGCUACAGUGCCACCCAAAACCAAUGGCUCUCAUAUAGAAUCCACUAGAGACCAGGCUACAGAGACAAGAAUACCAGAAAGACUUAGUCCAGAUAUUAAAGAAGAAAAGAGAAGGUCGCCUGAGAUUGAUGACGAUAUAGAGCACAAAAUAGAAAUGGCUGCCACGGGACGAAGCAAUAGCAACUCCACAAGAAGCAGUCCGGUUGUGAACCAAGGGAGCAACUUGGAGAACGAGCUCGCAGCUAAAGAGAAAGAGAUCGCGCAGCUGGUAGAAGACGUGCGCCGGCUCCAGGCGUCGCUUUCAGCGCUGCAGGAAGCCCAUGCGCAGCAGCUUCAGAGGCUAGAAGAGCGCUUGGACGAGAAAAAACAGCAAAUCGCACGUCUCGAAGCACGCCUCGACACGCAGCGUGAUUAUGACGAUAUUAAACGAGAGAUCAGUAUGCUCCGGUCGCUGGACCUGAGUUCUGAACGACCUUUGGACCGCAAGCCGGAACCUCUGCGAUCUCCGCCAGCCCCGCGCGAGGAACGGAGUUCCGCGGAACGCGAACGCAGCACAGAACGGCGGGAUACAGGUGGCGACGAGUGGCCCAGCACGCCGCCCCCGCUAAAUAACAACACCACGCACCACAACAACAACGGCCCGCUGCAGCUGCCUUUGCCGCCGCCGAGUCCCUUCCGCUUCGAGGAGCACCGCCCCUACCGCUUCGCCGAGGACAUGGGCCCCCUACCACCAGGCGCGCUCGUCGGACGACUGGGAGACUCCCUGAUCCCCAAAGGAGACCCGAUGGAGGCGAGGCUGCAGGAGAUGCUGCGAUAUAACAUGGACAAAUACGCGAAUACGAAUCUCGACACGCUGCAUAUAAGCCGGAGAGUAAGAGAACUGCUGUCGGUCCACAAUAUAGGCCAGCGGUUGUUUGCGAAGUACGUCCUUGGACUAUCGCAAGGUACGGUGUCGGAGUUACUAUCCAAACCAAAGCCUUGGGAUAAGCUGACUGAGAAAGGACGAGAUUCGUAUAGAAAAAUGCAUGCGUGGGCCUGCGAUGAGGCCGCCAUUAUGCUACUGAAGUCCCUCAUUCCCAAAAAAGUGGGAACAAAAGAUGGCACGCUCGGACCGAACUUCGGAAGACCGGAGGGAGAAGGUGAUGAUCGUCUUGCCCACAUCCUUAACGAGGCUUCACACAUGAUGAAAACACCCACUGGCCAAGUCAACAACGACGACUCCCGAAGCAACGAAGACUCUUGCUCGCCACGCACUCAAUGCCCCUCUCCAUUUUCUAAUAAGGAUUCGAGUCAAAACAGACGAUUAAAGAAAUACGAAAACGAUGACAUUCCCCAGGAGAAGGUGGUCCGCAUCUAUCAGGAGGAGCUCGCCAAAAUCAUGACGAGGCGGGUGGAAGACAUGCGGCAUACUCGCGAAGGCUUCCCUGGCAUGUUUCCACCAUUUUUCAGCGGCGGCAUGCCCCCGCACAUGGAGAGGCCACCGGAAGACAUCAGAAUAGCGCUGGAAGCGUACCAUAGGGAGCUUGCCAAAAUGCAGCCGGGAGCAAACAUGCCCAACAUCCACAACCUACCUGGCAUGCCUCCCUUUCCAAAUCUCCUCGCUCUGCAGCAACAAGCGAUGCAGGCGAACCAGCAUAUGAACGGUUCAGGGGCCGUCCAGGACCUUUCACUACCCAAAGACAAGAACACCAAAUUAAAUGGAAUGACUGAUAGUGAUAAGGAUAAACCUAUGGACGCAGAAGAGGCGAUACGGCACGCGGGCAGUGCGUUCUCCCUCGUAAGGCCGAAGUUAGAACCGGGGCAGCAAUCUACUGGUUCUUCGGCGUCCAGUCCUUUAGGAAACGCCAUACUACCGCCGGCGAUAACGCCGAACGACGAUUUCAGCAGUUCAGCGGCCGCCAGUCCUCUACAAAGAAUGGCGUCGAUCACAAAUAGCCUUAUUUCUCAACCAACAAAUCCUCCACAUCAUCCACCGCCGCAAAGAUCAAUGAAAGCGGUGCUGCCACCAAUCACACAGCAACAGUUUGAUCUCUUUAACAAUUUAAACACGGAAGAAAUCGUGCGGAGGGUGAAGGAAGCUUUAAGUCAAUACUCCAUCAGCCAAAGACUCUUCGGCGAAUCAGUAUUAGGCCUGUCCCAGGGGUCAGUCAGUGAUUUGCUAGCGAGACCGAAGCCAUGGCACAUGCUGACGCAGAAAGGCAGGGAGCCGUUCAUUCGAAUGAAAAUGUUCCUGGAGGAUGACAACGCGGUCCACAAACUGGUCGCGUCGCAGUAUAAAAUUGCACCAGAGAAGCUGAUGAGGACUGGAAACUACAGCGGAGCACCUCCAUGUCCGCCAAACAUGAACAAGCCGAUGCCGCCGACGCCGAAGAUGAUCUCGGACGCGACGUCGCUGCUUAGCAAAAUGCAGCAGGAGCAGCUGCUGAGUGGGGGUCACGGCGGUCACGGGGGUCACGUUGGGCACGGCGGGCACGCGGGGCACGCGGGGCACCUGGGACACCUGGCGGGCGCGCCGCUGCUGCUGACGCCGCCCGGCUUCCCGCCGCACCACGCCGUGGCGCUGCCGCCGCAGCACCACGACAAGGAGCGCAAGCCGCCGCCCGCCAUGCGCCCCGUGCACCAGCACAUCUCCCCCAGCGUCUACGAGAUGGCCGCGCUCACGCAGGACCUCGACACGCAGACCAUCACCACGAAAAUAAAGGAGGCGCUGCUCGCGAACAACAUCGGUCAGAAAAUCUUCGGUGAGGCGGUGCUCGGCCUGUCGCAGGGCUCGGUCAGCGAGCUCCUGUCGAAGCCGAAGCCCUGGCACAUGCUCAGCAUCAAGGGUCGCGAGCCAUUCAUCAGGAUGCAGCUGUGGCUGAGCGACGCGCAUAACAUCGAUCGCCUCCAGGCGCUCAAGAACGAGAGGCGCGAAGCGAACAAGAGACGGAGAUCGAGCGGUCCUGGACAAGACAACUCCUCCGACACGUCAUCUAACGACACCUCGGAGUUCUACCACUCGAGCUCACCGGGGCCGACUUCUGGAGUCCCGUCGGCCAAAAAGCAGCGCGUGCUCUUCUCCGAGGAACAGAAGGAAGCACUGAGAUUAGCGUUUGCGCUCGAUCCAUAUCCGAAUAUGCCCACGAUAGAGUUUCUGGCGGCGGAGCUGGGACUCUCGACAAGAACCAUAACCAACUGGUUCCACAAUCACCGUAUGCGGUUAAAGCAGCAAGCCCCUCACGGUCUCCCGGCGGAACCACCAGCGAGAGAACAGUCUUCCGCGCCGUUCGACCCGGUUCAGUUCCGGUUGCUCCUCAACCAGAGGCUGCUGGAGCUACAGAAGGAAAGAAUGGGACUCGCUGGGGUACCGCUCCCGUAUCCCCCGUACUUCGCGGCCAAUUCCAAUUUCGCCGCUUUGAUCGGUAGAGGCCUCUUACCUCCGGAGGAACCGGCGAAAGAUACGUCCAGUGGCCUCGAUCUCUCCAUGCCCUUGAAGAGGGAGCCGGACGGGGACGACUUCGAAGAUGACGAUGUGGAAAGCAACCUCGGGUCCGAGGACUCCCUGGAUGAGGAAUCGAAGACUGAGCCGAAAGCGGCAUCGACUCCCGCCGGGAGGUCGAACAGGAGAAAACCGGCGGCGCCACAGUGGGUCAACCCAGACUGGCAGGACGAGAAACCUCGAAACCCCGAUGAGGUGAUCAUAAAUGGAGUCUGUGUGAUGAGGAGUGACGACUUCAGGAGGGAGGCGGAGGAAACCGUGAGGGUGGAACCUUCCCCGGUGCCGCGAGAAACGUCGCCCGCCGCCUCCCCCCCGCAGGCUUCCCCCCACACGACACACUCCCCGGAAGUGUUGUCUGAGGACAAAAUCAAAACGGAAAACGAAGACGACCGGUGGGAGUAUUAG